AUGAGCAUGGCGUCGCAAUCGAAGGACGUGCUGCUCGUCGGGUUUGGCGCAGUGGGCGCCAUAUACUCUCUCAUUCUCAAGAGAAGCGGCCAGGCCUGCGUGACGGCCGUAGCGAGGAGCAACUACGACGCCGUCAAAUCCAAUGGUCUGCACAUAAAGAGCAAGAAGUAUGGCGAACACAAGGGUUGGAGACCUGACAGAUUGUUCCCCUCGGUCGACCGGGCCCUCGACCGGCCGUAUUCAUAUGUGAUCGUCACGGCUAAGGCUAUUCCCGAGCUUGUGCGGACACCGACACUUCUCGCACCGCUUCUGUCCUCUCCAUACGCCGACCAGCAUCCGCAGCCGACCUACGUGUUGAUGCAGAAUGGUCUGAAUGUAGAGGUCGAUUUGUACGAUGCACUCAAGAAGCUCAACCUUGGGCAGGAGCCAAGGAUUAUAAGUACAGCUGUCUGGAUUGGCACUGGGAUGGUGAACAGCACGACAGUAGAACAUAACGAUUUCGACCGCGUGUCGAUGGGGGUAUACCGCCCUUCGUCUACUGUUACGAGCAACACUGCUGAGGAACAAGCUCUGCUGGAAGACUUUGACCGCAUACUCGCCGCGGGCGGCAGCCAGACGACGAUUGUGCCCGAGAUUCAACGCGUCAAGUACACGAAGAACUUCUGGAACGCGUGCCUCGGCAUCACCGCCGCACUCUCGCGCUAUCCGCUCACUGCCAUAUUCCGCCCGCCACACAUGGAGCCAGGUGCCUCACAGACCGCUGCCGCCCCCGCUGCGCCGCCCCCAGCGCACCCGCCAUCAGCCGUGGCGACCGCAUCCAUCCCUUGCGCGUCCCCAGCCAUUGGCGCGUACACAAUCCCGCUUCUGCACGAUGCAAUGUCCGAAAUCUACACGCUCGGCAUGGCACUUUUCCCGCCGUCCGACAAGGGUCCAGGGCUUGACCCGGACAUCGUGGUGAAGACACUUACCAACACUGCGAGCCUACACGCGCGUCCCGACGCUAAUCACCGUGCGAGCACGCUCGUGGACGUGGAAAACGGGCGCCCGACGGAGGUGGAGGUCAUUGUCGGGGAGCUUGUACGCAUGGGUAGGGCGAAAGGCGUCUCGAUGCCGCGCGUUGAGACGCUAUAUGCGUUGAUGCUAAUCAUUCAGAAUCAAUUGUUGAAGGAGAAUGAGAAGAAGGCGUCGUAA
This is a messenger RNA of Postia placenta MAD-698-R-SB12, 1191 nucleotides long. RefSeq lists its product as hypothetical. Bases 1 to 1191 code for a protein of 396 amino acids. Lineage: Eukaryota; Fungi; Basidiomycota; Agaricomycetes; Polyporales; Adustoporiaceae. Gene Ontology annotation, cellular component: cytoplasm. The record is from RefSeq and is a predicted model, not a curated record. Gene Ontology annotation, molecular function: oxidoreductase activity. The transcript has 6 exons.